AUGAUCGAUGACGAUGACGAGGAGGAGGAGCCGGACCCUACACGCCCCAGAGUGGAUGCCUUCUCCUCCAUGCCGUUGGCCGGCGUGCUUUCCACGGGGUACCGGAAGCUGGGAAUGCUGGUGGAGCAUCUGGAGACGCGAACCUGGGAGAUGCAGGUCAUGGGCGGUGGGCACAGGGUCACGGCAGACUGGGUGCUGAGAGAGAUCGACAAGUUCGCCCAGGGCCUCGGGAAAUGGCUCAAGGCCCUGGCUGUCGUUGACUUCCAUUAG
Messenger RNA from Symbiodinium necroappetens, 270 nucleotides. The record is from the annotation of a GenBank genome assembly. Lineage: Eukaryota; Dinophyceae; Suessiales; Symbiodiniaceae.